Puccinia triticina is the source of this 762-nucleotide messenger RNA. RefSeq lists its product as uncharacterized. Lineage: Eukaryota; Fungi; Basidiomycota; Pucciniomycetes; Pucciniales; Pucciniaceae. The record is from RefSeq and is a predicted model, not a curated record. The transcript is spliced from 3 exons. Bases 1 to 762 code for a protein of 253 amino acids.
AUGGAUGCUGUUGCCGCGACCUGUACAGAUAUACCUAUCUUGCGCGUUUUAAAGUCGGCAGAAGCUGCUGGGGACCUUCAGUGGCGCGGGUACUGCGUGUGGCCGGGAGGACCACCACCUCGAAACAUAGAUGUUACGCAAGAUUUUAUAGCCUUUGCGGAACUGGCCUCAACCGCGGUCCCCCUGAUGAAGGUUUGGCUCAAUCUGUACAUGAUCUACCCCUCCGCGAAGAGUUACAACCCAACCUACUGGAAAUGUGUGCCACACAUUGGUGCACCCCAUGCAACCACAGAUUUUGUACCCAGCGGCGCCCUUCCACCGCGGGAGGACUGCUUUGUCCUAGGAGAUCAAAAACAAUCUAGUCGGGCGAGCUCGGUAGUAUCUUCAACUCAGGAUUCCAACGAAGGGGCUCCGUCGUUCCACUCAAGCUCAGCUAGAGACUCCACCCCCGAAAACAUCAAUUCAUCUUCCGCUGUUGAUGCUGGCGAGAACGUCAAUGACUCUGCUUUGGGUGUGGAGGGAUCCUCCAUGGAAAAACCUGGGGCCGGCACCGCAACACCGACUCCAAGCAGCAAGACCAAUGGCGACUCCGGUUCCCCGGCGCCCCCCAAUGGAAAGGUGAACCAACCAGACCUGCCGGACAUUGUGAUGCUGGACGGUCCUCCCAGCUCCUGGGUUUCAAACAGCGCGGCCGAUGGCGACUCUGCUCGUGGGAUUCAAUCAAAGCCCACGACAAGAAGCGGGCCUGCAAUUCUUUCUUGA